Stylophora pistillata is the source of this 1982-nucleotide messenger RNA. Its product is annotated as NAD-dependent protein deacylase sirtuin-6. The record is from RefSeq and is a predicted model, not a curated record. Gene Ontology annotation, biological process: negative regulation of transcription by RNA polymerase II. Gene Ontology annotation, cellular component: nucleus. NCBI's taxonomy places the organism in Eukaryota, Metazoa, Cnidaria, Anthozoa, Scleractinia, Pocilloporidae. Gene Ontology annotation, molecular function: NAD+ binding; transcription corepressor activity; histone H3K9 deacetylase activity, NAD-dependent.
GAACAAAUCGACAAAGUGGGAAAAUCUGAAAAUGGCGGAUGAUUAUGGAGGGAACAUAAAGUUCUUUCAUUUGACGACAGAAAUCGAAUAACAUAUUUAGUUUGGUUUAGUGAAAUAACACUAUUUAAGAUUUUAGCCGUUUUCACCUUGUUCUUCAUUUGUAUGAAAAAUUGUUAGUACAGCGAUUAACAUUUGCUCUAAGUUAUAACACUGACAUUAUGUCAGUGAAUUACGCUGCAGGGCUUUCUUAUUAUCCCCACAAAGGAAAAUGUGGACAGCCUGAGGUUUUCGACUCUCCCGAACAGCUGGAACACAAGAUGGCGGAGUUCACAAAGCUUUUUCGUGAAGCUAAACACAUUGUAUUUCACACGGGAGCUGGUGUGAGCACGUCAGCAGGAAUUCCAGACUUUAGAGGACCGAAAGGUGUUUGGACUUUGGAAGAAAAAGGAAAAGCUCCUCAAAUGGAGACUACGUUUGAUGAUGCCAAGCCAUCCCUUACACACAUGGCUUUGGUUAAGCUAGUGGAGGAAAAUUUUGUUCAGUAUAUUAUCAGUCAAAAUGUGGAUGGUUUGCACAUAAAGUCAGGACUAUCCAGGUCACACCUUUCAGAGCUCCACGGUAACAUGUUUAUCGAGAAGUGUGACAGAUGUGAAACUGAGUACAUUCGCAAAAAUGCUGUUACUACUGUAGGAUUGAAGAAGACCGGAGGAGUAUGUGAGAAAAAAGGAGUCAGAGGAAACUGCAGGGGUAAACUACGAGAUACAAUCCUUGACUGGGAAGAUUCUUUGCCUUACAAAGACCUUGUUAUUGCUGAACAUCACUCGAGGCAAGCUGAUUUAGCAGUUUGUCUUGGAACUUCCCUCCAAAUCCAGCCAAGUGGCAACUUACCUCUCUUCACACUCAGAAAUGGUGGAAAGCUUGUUAUUGUAAAUCUUCAAAAAACAAGACAUGAUAAAAAAGCUACCUUGGUCAUCAAUCAUUAUGUUGAUAGUGUAAUGAAAGAACUAAUGGACAGACUGGAAAUCUCAAUCCCCUCUUUCACUGGGAAGCCAUGGUGGACUAACUCUGUUGGUGAAACAAAAACUCCAUUAAAAAAAGAGGAAGUGGAGGAGUAUGACAAAAAACAUCAACUGAGUCAUGAAACUUGUGAAGAGUUACCAGUAAAAAGGUUAAAAGAAGACUUUGAAGAUGACUGACAUCACAACAGUCAUCACUAAUUUUACUUGUCGGAGUGAAUCAUUUACAUUGCAUGGUAGAACUAAACUCACUUAAACUUUUUUUUUUAACCAAAGAACAAUUUUGUGGUUGUUGAGUUUUUGAGUAGUACCCUUUCAUGACUUUUAAUGGAAGAGAAUUAAUGUAUAGUUGUGAGUCAAUUGGACUGUGACCAGGGGCCUACUUCUCAAAAGUCAUGGCAACUAAAUGGGCUGGAAGCCAUAUUUUAAAUUCAAAAUUUAAAGAAUAGAGAAGCAGGUUCAGGCACCCUAACCUGUAUACUGUAACCUCUCUUUUCUAAUAACGUGGAACCUUCACCAGAAUAUUUAUUGCUUUCAUUAUUUCUUGGUAACCUCUAAAGAGCCCAAGGAUGUAUGGAAUACAUCAUAUAGGGUUUUAAGGUAUUCAUUUCAAUUGGAUGCAUUUUUAAGUACACUUUUAACAAACCCUUGAAUUGCAUAUCGAACACUCGAUGAAACAGGGAGUCAAGGGGUUUUGACCCAAAGAAAAGUCUUUUCACAAUUCAGUCCAAAUUAACUUGGCUUUCCCAUGUGAUAGAAAAAUUAAUCAAGGUACUAAAAGGGAUUAUAUUCUUACCUUAUAUCUUGAAACAGUUUAAAGACUUGUCAUAUUUCCACUUUUAAUUUAUUUGUCUUGCAUAGUUAUUGAAAAGUAUUCAGACUUUAUAUCUAAAUAAAAGUUAAGAAUAUUUAUGUUAUUUUCAAAAGCAACACAAAAGAAAGAAAUUAAACAGUUCUGACAGAGUA